Messenger RNA from Didymella exigua CBS 183.55, 3592 nucleotides. RefSeq names its product elongation factor 2. The coding region runs from base 128 to 3382 and encodes 1084 amino acids. Gene Ontology annotation, cellular component: ribonucleoprotein complex; cytosol. The record is from RefSeq and is a predicted model, not a curated record. The transcript is spliced from 4 exons. Gene Ontology annotation, molecular function: GTPase activity; ribosome binding; GTP binding. Gene Ontology annotation, biological process: cytosolic ribosome assembly. NCBI's taxonomy places the organism in Eukaryota, Fungi, Ascomycota, Dothideomycetes, Pleosporales, Didymellaceae.
CCCGUCUGCAACACACGACCGAGCCAGACCGCGCCCUGCAAUCUUACGAAGUACACCAGGCCCACCCGAAACACGCACACGCACAGGCACACGCCUGCAUCCGGACCAUCCAGCACCCGCGCCCGCCAUGCCGACCAUCGCCGCCGCCCAGCUGGUGAAGCUGCAGCAGCAGGCAGAGGGCGUCCGCAAUAUCUGCAUCCUCGCCCACGUCGACCAUGGCAAGACGUCGCUCACCGACGCCCUCAUCGCCACCAACGGCAUCAUCUCCCCUAAGCUCGCCGGCAAGAUCAGGUACCUCGAUUCGAGACCGGAUGAGCAGCUCCGCGGUAUCACCAUGGAGUCGUCGGCCAUCUCGCUGUACUUUUCCCUGCUGAGACGCUCCGCCCCGGACGCCCAGCCCGAGAAGAAGGACUUUCUGAUCAACCUGAUCGACUCGCCCGGCCACAUUGACUUUAGUUACGAGGUCUCCACAGCAUCACGUCUGUGCGAUGGUGCCAUCGUGCUCGUCGACGCUGUGGAAGGCGUGUGCAGCCAGACCGUCACCGUCCUGCGCCAGACGUGGAUAGAGAAGCUCCGGCCUCUGCUCGUCAUCAACAAGAUGGACAGACUAAUCACCGAGUGGAACAUGACCCCUGCUGACGCUCACACACAUCUGAACAAGCUCGUAGAACAGGUAAACGCCGUCAUGGGUAGCUUCUACCAGGGUGAGCGCAUGGAGGACGACCUCCGGUGGCGCGAGAAGAUGGAGGAGAGGCUCAACGCCGCAGCCGCUGAGAAGACUAACACGACGUCGUCGGCAGUAUCAGAGAAUAGUGACGGCAUAGACACGACAAGCACACCUGCUGAGUACGAAGAGAAGGACGACGAGGACAUCUACUUUGCGCCUGAGAAGAACAACGUCAUCUUUGCCAGCGCCAUUGAUGGAUGGGCCUUCACAGUAAAGCAAUUCGCUAGUCUCUACGAGCGCAAGCUUGGCAUCAAGCGCUCGGUACUCGAGAAAGUACUAUGGGGCGAUUACUUCUUAGACCCCAAGACGAAGCGCGUGCUGAGCUCCAAGCACCUCAAAGGCCGCCAUCUAAAGCCCAUGUUUGUUCAACUGGUGCUCGAAAACAUCUGGGCUGUCUACGAAGGCGCCACAGGAGGUAACAAUGGGAAGGGAGAUCCCGCCAUGGUCGAAAAGAUUACAAAGUCUCUCAACCUCAACCUCCCGCCGCACGUUCUACGGUCACGCGACCCACGUGCUGUUCUGACCGCACUCUUCGCUGCCUGGCUACCACUGUCCACCGCGCUGCUGGUGUCCGUCACCGAGUACCUGCCGUCACCCGCCAAGGCCCAGGCCGAGCGAAUGCCCGAGAUCAUCGACGCCUCUGUCGGCGCUGAUCAUGUCGCGCCCGACGUCCGAAAGGCAAUGAUUGAGUCUGACAAGUCAAAGGACGCCCCUGUUGUAGCCUACGUCAGUAAGAUGUUCUCUGUUCCCGAAAGCGAACUGCCUCAGAACAAGAGAAGGACUGGCGCACUGAGUGCGGAGGAGGCACGAGAUCUUGGACGCAAGAAGCGAGCAGAGCUUGCCAGGCAACAAGCCAUUGCGAAUGGCGAAGGCCCAGAUGUUGGCGGUAUCACAGAAGCACUCAGCUCUGCCGCUAUCGGCGAAGAGGAAGCGGACACUGCAGAAGCUGCGCCAGCCGACGAAAAGGCUGAGCAUCUCAUCGGUUUCGCACGCAUCUACUCCGGCACUCUCAGCGUUGGAGAUGAGGUGUAUGUACUGGGUCCGAAGUUCUCGCCUGAGCAUCCUCACGCCACACCUGAGCCAAAGAAGGUCAAGAUCACCGCAUUGUACCUCAUGAUGGGACGUGGCCUGGAGUCCUUGGACUCUGUUCCUGCUGGCGUCGUUUUCGGUAUUGGUGGUCUGGAAGGACACAUGCUCAAGUCCGGGACGCUCUGCUCGCAGCUGCCAGGCUCACUCAACCUAGCUGGUGUGACAAUGGGUUCUGAGCCCAUUGUUCGCGUUGCGCUGGAGCCUGAGAACCCCUACGAUCUCGACAAGAUGAUCAAUGGCUUGAAGCUGCUGGUACAGUCUGACCCCUGUGUCGAGUACGAACAACUGCCCAGUGGAGAGCACGUCGUUCUGACCGCGGGUGAGUUGCAUCUCGAGCGCUGUCUAAAGGACCUGGAAGAGCGCUUCGCCAAGUGCAAGAUCCAAGCCGGUGAACCCAUUGUUCCGUACCGAGAGUCGACCGUUACCGCAGCUGAGAUGAACCCUCCCAAGAACCCCGAGCUUGGUCGUGGCGUUGUCGUCAGUGCGACAGCAAGCAAGCAAGUCUCUGUUCGCCUCCAGGUCCGACCUCUUCCGCCCAGCGUGACUGAGUUCCUGAGCAAGAACUCCGGUUCCAUCAAGAGGCUCAACUUAGAGCGCAAGGCGCAAGAAACCCAGCACUCGGACGAGCAUGUUGCUGCGGAACUCGAGGGCGCCGAGCAGGACGGUAUGCAGGAGGUCGAGCAGCGUGAGAGUGGCCAGACGUUAAGUCCAGCGGACUUCAAGAAGCAACUCAAGGCUGCUUUUGCCGAGGCUAAGAAAGAGAAGGACAUUUGGACUGACGAUGUGAUCGACAAGAUCACUGCCUUUGGACCGCGCAGCCGCGGACCCAACAUCCUGAUCGACACCGCUGGUAUCUGUAGCAAAUCCCUCACCGACGCCACCGAAACCUCCGACCCAUCCGACCGCACGUCCAGUGCCCGCUCCUUCGCCUCAACAAUAAUCUACGCCUUCCAGCUCGCCACAGCCCAAGGCCCCUGCUGCGCCGAGCCCGUCCAAGGCAUCGCCGUCUUCCUCUCCUCCAUCACGCUUGAAGACUCCACAUCUGAAACCGACCACCACCGACUCACCGGCGAAGUGAUCAAAGCCGUGCGCUCCGGCAUCCAUGCCGGCAUGCUCGACUGGUCGCCGCGCAUCCUACUCGCCAUGUACAGCUGCGAGAUCCAAGCCUCGACGGACGUGCUGGGCCGCGUGUACGCAGUCCUGACGCGCCGCCGCGGCCAGAUCCUCAGCGAGACCAUGUCGUCGACCUCGGCAUCCACGACCGGCAACCAGACCUUCACCAUCUCCGCCUUGCUCCCCGUCGCAGAAAGCUUCGGCUUCAGCGACGAGAUCCGCAAGCGCUCCUCCGGCUCCGCGAGUCCGCAGCUGCGCUUCGCCGGCUUUGAAAUGCUGCACGAAGACCCCUUCUGGGUCCCGUUCACCGAGGACGAGCUCGAGGAUCUCGGCGAGCUCGCCGACCGCGAGAAUGUCGCCAAGCGCUAUGUCGAUCGCGUGCGCAGGAGGAAGGGACUGCUUGUCAAGGAGGUCAAGGUCGAGGCGGAGAAGCAGAAGACGCUUAAGCGGUGAAGGGCGGGGAGUUGCACGGGCGGCGCGUUUUGGGUAAAGGGGUGGAAGGAGAAGGGGCGUGUGACGUGGUGGGAUGGCGGGGAGUGAGCGCGCGAGCUGGCGACUGUGUAGAUGGCGGCUGUGUAGAUGGCGACUGUAGGAGCUGGCAAGCAUGCGAACUUAGACCAGCCAAGACAAAGACAAAAAUGCAAUCAGGCUGUGGACCCCCCC